UAACAAACUGGGUAGCCUACCUGAGUAAAAUUUAGUUGGCUGUGACGUUGGAAUGUUGGAUCUUAAACUUGGAAUCAUAAUUUGGACGAUCACAUGGACUGCGUUGCUGAUUCAGUGGAGUAAGUCCAGUAGCAUUUAAUACUAACACAAUUCCGAACAAAAGGCGCUUUCUGGAAAUGCCAUACAACGCCAAGCAAGGAAGGAUGCCUGGACGAGAAUGUUCCACGUGACAUAAGAGUUCCAGUGUAAUGUUUUCCAUAUGCGCGCAUUUAUUAUAAGAACUAUUCGCUUUGAAAACACCCGCUUGCCCAGUACAGGGUUUUUUUCUUUCAGACUGACGCAAACCUAGACAGUGAGAUCUUCAGUAGGCGACAUGCCUGUUUCACUGAAACGUCUCCGCAGGACUCGAUGCAGACUGUGAUUCAUUUCCCCAGAGCAGAAUCUGUUACUAUGAUGAAGCGAGUGAGCGUAAUUGUUAUCUUACUGCUGUGCUCCAUCACCAGCUGGGGGAAGAAGAUGCGCUGGUGUACAGUCUCGGAGCCGGAGCAGAGGAAGUGUGCUGAGCUGGCCAAAGCUCUGGUCGCUGUCCUUCCACUUGCAGCUGUCACAGCAUUUGGCCGUCUCUCAUGUGUGAAAGCUUAUGGCACUGCUGACUGCAUUAAUAAGAUACGGGAUAAUAAAGCUGACCUUGUGACUUUGGAUGCUGGAGAGGUAUACUCUGCAGUAAAACAGUUCGGACUCACAGUAGUUGCAAAGGAGAUCUACAGAGAUGGUGGAUGUAUUCUUGCAGUUGCUGUGGUGAGGAACAGCAGUACUUUAGAUAUGCGCUCUUUGCGGGGCAGUAGGAGUUGUCAUAGUGGAGCUCGCUGGACUGCAGGUUGGAGUCUCCCUUUGGGACAUCUCCUUUCUCGAAACCUCCUGCCCUGGGCAGAGGAUGAGCCCCUCAGUCAGGCGGUUAGUGUUUUCUUCAAUGCCAGCUGUGUGCCUGGAGCAACUACAAUGGCAACCAGCCUUUGUUCCUUGUGCCAGGGUCAAAGGUCAUACAUUCGUCAGAAAAAUUUCCAUUGUGAGACGUCUCACAGUGAACCAUUCUACCACAACCAAGGAGCACUCAGAUGUUUACAGUCACAGGCAGGCGAUGUAGCCUUUGUGGAUCACACAGCUCUGGACAGCAUUGAUGAAAGUGAGAAAGAUGAGUUCAGACUGUUAUGUAUAGAUGGAACUCAUGCUCCCCUCAGCAGUUUUAGAAAUUGUAACCUUGGACGAGGCCCUGGAGAGGGUGUGGUCACACGAAUGAACACCCGUAAAAUUGCUCGGAAGUUCUUGGUCACUGCCCAGAUUUUAUUUGGUUGGAGGGGAAGGGAGCGUCAGCGCUUCCAGCUGUUUGAAUCCGCAUCCUACGGUGGGAGUGACCUUCUUUUCAAAGAUGUGACUGAGAAAUUAUCAGUUCUGAUGGAAGACAUGGAUAUGAGCCAGGUUCUGGGACUGGACUAUGUGGCCUUGCUCAAGGGCCUUGGACAUGAAGGCAGCUCACUGGAGGACAGUGUGGUGAGGUGGUGCUGUAUAAGUCAUGCUGAACAGAAGAAAUGUGAGCAGUGGGCUCUUAGCAUAAAAUCAGAUCCUCUGGUGUGUGUGAAAGCCUCAUCUAUGAGUGACUGCAUUGAGAAGAUCAAGAGGGAUGAGGUGGAUGCUGUGUCUCUGGAUGCCACUCACGCAUUCAUAGCUGGGAAAUGUGGCCUUGUCCCUGUUGUGACUGAAUAUUACGGAGAGAAAUGUGAGAAUCCUGAAGGAGUUGGAGGCCAUUUUGAAAGUGAUGAAUUACCAUCAGUGUAUGGUGUGGCAGUUGUACGUCGGACAAGUAGGAGUUUAUAUUUUGGAAGUCUGGGCAGCAGACGCUCCUGCCACGGUCACAUGUACAGCCCUGCUGGCUGGGUUUUACCUGUAAGACACACGCUCAGCACAGAGCACAACAACAGCGCCCCAUGUCAGCCGAACAAUGUGUACACUGAGGUGUUUUGGAAAGGUUGUUUGCCAGGAGGUCAAGGCAAUCUAUGUAAGGUGUGUAUGGGUGGGACUGAGGAAGCUGCCACAAAACGGUGUGCUGACAACCAUAAUGAGCGUUACUAUGGCAAUAUGGGUGCAUUAAGAUGCUUGGUUGGAGACCCCAGUGGAAAGAGCUUUGGAGACGUGGCCUUUAUGGAACACCACAAUCUGGAGAGCAACAUUGAACGUCUAAACACCAGUGGCUGGGCAGAGGGUUGGCUCACUUGGGACUUUGAGUUACUCUGCGGCGAUGGCAGCCGGGCUCCUCUGACAGAGUGGAAGACCUGCAACUUAGGGGCAAUCCCUCCAAAUAUUGUUAUGACACGUCCUGUUCUUAUAGCUCGCAUUUAUGACCUUUUAAUGAAGUCACAGGAAACCAUAGCAGCUCGUCCAGAUUCUGGGUUCCACCUGUUUGAGUCUCAGCAGUAUGGAGAGAGUGACCUGCUCUUUAAAGAUGCUACAAAGUGCCUUGUUCACAGCAGUCACAUGGACUACCGCACCAUACUGGGAGAAGAGUUCUAUUCACAGGCUGAGAGCAUCUUUAACUGCACACACUCAAAUAUCUUACAGUUCUGCAAUCAAGAUGUGUGCAGCAUAUUCUGAACAACAUCUAUGAAACAUUUUUGUCAAUGUUAAAGAAGCGUGGGUCAUAAUGUAUAUGGUUUAUUUUGUAUCAUUACUGACAUACAAUAAAA
This is a messenger RNA of Sinocyclocheilus grahami, 2738 nucleotides long. RefSeq names its product saxiphilin (gene sxph). The transcript is spliced from 17 exons. Bases 409 to 2646 code for a protein of 745 amino acids. Lineage: Eukaryota; Metazoa; Chordata; Actinopteri; Cypriniformes; Cyprinidae. The record is from RefSeq and is a predicted model, not a curated record. Gene Ontology annotation, biological process: iron ion transport. Gene Ontology annotation, cellular component: early endosome; plasma membrane; recycling endosome.